AUGUUGGGCGGAAAAUAUUUAAACUUAAAACUUUUCAGCGAAAAAAAGGAUGCCUUAACACGUAUUCCCUCUGAAAAUACUACACAAAAAAAUAAUAAGACACAAUUUGAGACCAUGCAAACCAAUGAUAAUAUAAAUCACGAUCAAAGAAAGCCAUAUAGCAGAGAUAAAAGAAUUAUACAUGAAGGAUGGCUAAAUAAAUGGACUAAUAUAAUAGGGAAUUAUAGACCUAGGUAUUUUGUUUUAGAAAAUGGAAUUUUACGAUAUUCAAUUGAUAAAUAUUUACCAACAAAAGAAACUUUUGUUCUAUCUCAUUGUAAAAUAAGAGUAUGUCCUGGUGACCCUUUACAUUUUGAGAUUGAUACAAUUGAACAAGGGGUAUUAUAUUUAAAAGCGAAUUUGCCAGAAGAUAAACACAAAUGGUAUAUCUCUUUUAAAAGGGCUCAACUUAAUUAUGCACAAGGAAGUUAUGCUCACAAUAAAAAACAAAAUUAUAUUCAUCUUAAUAAUUUAAAUACUUCAACAAAUUCUGAAUUUUUAAAAAACAUAAUUAAAAAUACUAAUGAAUAUAGGAAAAGACAGUCGAUAAAUUAUGUUUUGAAAAAUAAUGAAUAUCCAAAUUCUCCAAAUUUACCAUUACGCAAUGAAGAACUAAAGGAAAUAAACCCUACAACAACAAUUUUAGGAAAAAUUAAUGAAGAAGGUUUCGAUGAUGCUAUUAGUGGUAAUAGCAAUAGGAGUGAUAUUAAUUUGGAGGGAGUUCAAAGAGAAAUAAAGGGGCAACCAAUUCAAGGGAAUGGUUCUGAGUUUUGCGUACCUAAUUGUGAAACACAAGAAAUAAAAAUAGAUAAAGAAAAGGAGAAUGUUGGGGGAAAAAUAAGAAAUAAAAUGAAGGAUAGAAUAAAAAAUAUUGAAGAGUUGUUUAUAAACUCUACUGAUUUCGAAGAUAAAAAUCCAACACUUUGUCUCAUGGAAAAUAUUGUUACUUUAAGAGAAAUAAUUCGAGAUUUAAUAGAAUAUUCAGAAUAUGAUAAAGCUAAAUUAAUUUUAAAAAAAAUAAAAUCAAAAAAUAAUUUAAAAGGGAAUGAUAAUGGCAUAUCUAUUUUAUUAUAUAAAUUAUAUUCUUCAAUUGAAUAUAUAGAUAUUGUUGUUGAAAAAUAUAUUAACUGUUCAGAAAUUUUAUUAAAAGAAGAAAAUAUGCAAUCAAAAGUUAUGAACAAGUCAUUAAAAUUGUUGGCUAAAGAAAAUUAUUUUCUUGAAAAAUCAAAAGAUAUUCAAAAAAAUAUUAACAAUUCAAAAGAAAAAGGAGAUAAAAAAAAAAAUCAAACAAUAUUUUUUGAAAACAAUCAAGAAAGUGAAGAUAAAAUAGAAAAAAAUGACGAUAACGAUUUAUUCUUCGAUUGCGAUGAUGACGAUUCUUACAACGAUGAACAUAGUGACAUUAUAAAUACAUAUACACAAAAAAAUAUUUGUAAACAUGAUAAUGACGUAGUUGAUAAUAGUGCUAGUUUAGAAAGCACAAAUAUGGAAGGCAUAACACUCGAAGAUAACCAUAUCGAUGAAAACGGAGGUAACAAAUUUGAUGAAAACGGAGGUAACAAAUUUGAUGAAAACGGAGGUAACAAAUUUAAAGAAAACGGAGGUAACAAAUUUGAAGAAAACGGAGGUAACGAAGAAAAGAAUAAGAAUGACGAAGCAAUAUCCUAUGAUAAUGAAAAAUUGAUUAAUAGGAGGGAAGAGGAAAAGGGUAUAGCAAUUCAAGAUGACAACGAUAAAAAUAAACAAGUUGAAGUAAAAAAGAUAGAUAAUUUUAUAUCAAAAAUCGAAGAAUGUUAUUCAAUUGAUAAAUGUGAAAUUCCCAAAAUGGAAAAUAAUAUGAGUAGUAGUGAUGAUGAAAGUGACGAUACAAAUAUGUUAAUAAAUAUGUGUAAUCGAAAAAAUAAGAAAUCACUAAAUUUUAGGAAUAUAGAUAUAUAUACAGAUAAAAGUAUUAAGAGACGAACAAAAUUACCUAGCCCAAGAACAGAUAUAAAAAUAAGUAUGUGGUCUUUAUUAAAAGAUUGUAUUGGAAAAGAUUUAUCACGUAUUGGUAUGCCGAUUUAUUUAAAUGAACCUUCAUCAUUUCUUCAAAGGUUAGCUGAAGAUUUUCAAUAUAUAUAUUUAUUAAAACAUGCAUCAAAUCAAAUUGAAACUACUAGUAGAUUAGCAUUUGUAACUGCAUUUACAAUAUCACCAUAUGCUUCAGUAAUAGGUCGAACCUUUAAACCAUUUAAUCCAUUAUUAGGGGAAACAUAUGAAUUAAUACACAGAAAUUUUUAUUUUAUUUCUGAACAAGUUGUUCAUCAUCCUCCUAUUACUGCAUAUCAUUGUCAUAAUGAAUAUAUGGAAAAUUUUGCUAGUAUUAUAGUAAAUGUACAAAUUUUGGGAAAAUCGGUUGAAGUUGUUACACCAGGAUAUAGCCACCUUAUACUAAAAUACAAAAAAAAAAAUUCAUCUUCAACUCCUGAUAUAGUUACUAAUAGAUCGUCUAGUCUAGCUGAUAAUAAACUUUUAGAAAAAAAUUGUGGAGAAAAGCUAAGCCAGAAUAUUAACAUUGAUGAAAAUAAAGAAGUAGACUCGGAAACAGUUAGGGAAAAGACGGUACCAGACAGUUUAUUUCCUGUAGACAAUGGAAAAAAUCAAAAUGAAAAGACAUUCAAUUUUAACAUUCCCAAUAAUAGUAAAGAGAUGAAGGAAAACAAAAUAAAUGAAAAAAAUAAGGAUGGUGAAGAAUAUGGGACAGAGCAUUAUACGUAUCAACGAGCUAAUAUGAUUAUUCAUAAUAUAAUAUUCGGUAAAAUAUGGGUCGAAUUGUAUGGAAAUAUAUUAAUAAGAAAUCAUAAUAAUGGUGAUUUUUCAAUUGUUAGCUAUUUAAAAAAAGGAUGGUUUGAUAAUGAAAUACAUAAAAUAAGAGGAAUAGUAUGUGAUAGAUUUAAAAAUGUAAUAUUUUUUAUUCAUGGAAAAUGGUCACAAGAAAUAUAUAUUGCUUAUGUAAAAAAUUUAAAAAAACAAAAUUACGAUACAUAUUUUUUUAAUGAAGAUGGAACAGAAAAUUCACAACACUUUAAUAGAAAUAAUUUAAAUGAAUUUAUUAAUAAUUUUGAUUGGAAGUUUUAUGAAGAUAAUAUAAAUAAUUUAAAUAGUAUAUGUGUUUGGAAAGCUCAAGAAAAACCAAAAAAUAAUGAACUUUAUUAUGGCUUUAAUAGUAUGACUAUGGAAUUAAAUGAAAUUUCACCUGAAUAUGACAGGUCAAAAGGGGCUUCAAUAGCUUGUACUGAUAGCCGAUUUAGACCUGAUCAAAGAAAUUAUGAAAAUGGAAAUAUUGAAAUUGCUAUGAAUGAAAAACAUCGAUUAGAAAAUAAACAACGAAUGAAUGCAAAAAAAUUUACAAAAAAUAAUCCAUAUAAACCUAAAUGGUUUAAUAAAAAUAAAGACCCUAUUUAUAAAGACAAGGAAAUGUACCUAUUUAAUAACACUUAUUGGGAAACUAAGAAAAAUCACAAUUUUACCGAUACCCCCGAUAUAUUUUAG
This is a messenger RNA of Plasmodium vinckei vinckei, 3570 nucleotides long. RefSeq names its product oxysterol-binding protein, putative. Lineage: Eukaryota; Apicomplexa; Aconoidasida; Haemosporida; Plasmodiidae. The transcript has a single exon. The record is from RefSeq and is a predicted model, not a curated record. The coding region runs from base 1 to 3570 and encodes 1189 amino acids. Gene Ontology annotation, molecular function: sterol binding. Gene Ontology annotation, cellular component: cytosol; membrane; intracellular membrane-bounded organelle.